This is a messenger RNA of Symbiodinium sp. CCMP2592, 417 nucleotides long. The record is from the annotation of a GenBank genome assembly. Lineage: Eukaryota; Dinophyceae; Suessiales; Symbiodiniaceae.
AUGCCUCGCUCCGGCGCACGUACCUCCAGCAGUGGACCGAAGCGCGCGGCCCCGGCCGCGCAGGCGCCGCCACCAGCGCAGCACCGUGCUCCGCCGCCUGCCGCCGCGCCCGCAGCAGCUCCGCCAGCGACCGCCCCAGCUGGUGGGGGCAUGCUGUCGGGCCUCAUGGGCUCCAUGGCCUCAGGCAUGGCCAUGGGUACCGGCAUGGCCGUGGCCAACCGCGCGGUGGAUGCAGUGAUGGGGCCCCGUCAGACAGAGGUGGUCCACCGCACCGAGGGCGCACCUCCUCAAGCCCAGGCCCAGAACACGUGCCAGUUCCAGCAGGACCAGUUGGCGCAGUGCCUCAAGUCGUCGAGCGAUGCCACCUCCUGCCAGCACUUCAUGGAUGCCCUGAAGGCUUGCCAGCAGACCGCAUGA